AUGGAGCAGGACAACUGCACCACCACCGUGAAAGAAUUUGUCCUCUUGGGUUUGUCCCAAAAUCCACAGCACCAGCCUUUGCUCUUUGUGAUCUUCCUGCUCGUCUACACAGCCACAUGGCUGGGGAAUCUCACCAUUAUCAUCACUGUCAUCUCUGACAGCCACCUUCAUACACCCAUGUACUUUUUGUUGGCUAACUUGGCUUUUUUGGACAUCACCGAAUCCUCAAUUACUGCACCCAAGCUGCUGCAAAUCCUGCUCUCCCAGUAUAAAACCAUCUCCUUCAAUGGAUGCAUCACUCAGAUGUUUUUCAUCCAUUUCGUAGGGGGAACAGUGAUCUUUUUCCUUAUGGUGAUGGCAGCUGAUCGGUACUUGGCUAUUCAUAAACCACUGCAAUACAUAGCUAUCAUGAAUAGGAACAUGUGCUUAAAAGUAGUUGCGGGGGCUUGGCUAGUGGCUUUUGUUCACUCUAUUUCUCAAAUUGCAUUAGUCCUGCAGUUACCAUUCUGCGGUCCCAACACCCUGGAUAACUUCUAUUGUGAUGUCCCGCAAGUUGUCGAGUUAGCCUGCAGAGACACCUACCAUCUUGAGUUGUUUAUUAUCUGCAAUAACGGACUAGUUGUCACAGGAGUCUUUCUUGGAUUGCUCAUUUCCUAUACAGUCAUCUUGAUCAAGAUUAGAAUGCACAUCUCAGAGGGAAAGCACAAAGCUGUUUCCACUUGUGGAGCCCAGAUCCUAGUGGUGAGCUUGCACUUCAUCCCAUGUGCCUUUAUUUAUAACAGACGCUUCCAUGCAUUCAAGGAAGAUAAAGGAAUCUCCCUCAUCUACACAGUAAUUUCACCUGUGCUGAACCCCGUCAUUUAUACAUUAAGAAAUACUGAGAUGAAAAAUGCCAUUAGGAGAGUAGCAGAAAAGAUGCUCUUCUCCAAAACAGAAGGCAAGUUUUAA
Molecule: messenger RNA, 948 nt
Organism: Hemicordylus capensis (graceful crag lizard)
Lineage: Eukaryota; Metazoa; Chordata; Lepidosauria; Squamata; Cordylidae
Product: olfactory receptor 4D9-like
Exons: 1
Coding region: 1-948 (315 amino acids)
Biological process (GO): G protein-coupled receptor signaling pathway
Cellular component (GO): membrane
Molecular function (GO): G protein-coupled receptor activity; olfactory receptor activity
Source: RefSeq, a predicted model, not a curated record